This is a messenger RNA of Pteronotus mesoamericanus, 171 nucleotides long. Its product is annotated as 40S ribosomal protein S29-like. Lineage: Eukaryota; Metazoa; Chordata; Mammalia; Chiroptera; Mormoopidae. Gene Ontology annotation, molecular function: structural constituent of ribosome; zinc ion binding. Bases 1 to 171 code for a protein of 56 amino acids. The transcript has a single exon. The record is from RefSeq and is a predicted model, not a curated record. Gene Ontology annotation, cellular component: cytosolic small ribosomal subunit.
AUGAGUCACCAGCAGCUUUACUGGAGUCAUCCGAGAAAAUUUGCCCAGGGUUGUCAUUCUUGCCACGUCUACUUAAAUUGGCAUGGUCGGAUCCAAAAAUACAGCUUCAGUAUGUGCUGCCAGUGUUUCUGUCAGUACAUGAAGGAUAUAGGCCUCAUUAAGUUGGACUAA